AUGCCAGGUCCCAAACACUGGGAAAAGAUUCAACUAAGGGAGCCACUGCCACCACCUGUGAGAGUUAUGCCUGGCAGACCUAAAUCCAAAAAGAGAAAGAAGGAAAAGGGAGAGGGUGUAGCAGAUGCAGCUGAGGGUACUUCACAAAAAAGGCAGAAGAGAUGCCAAAAAUGUGCUCAAUUUGGACACUAUGCAAAAACUUGCUCCAAUAUGCCUCCAGAAGUGAAAGAGCCUUCUUCCAAGCCUAACUCUAUGGGAAAACCUGCUGUAAACACACCAUGGGUGGAAGAACAGAGGAGAAUCAAAGCUGCAAGAGCUUUAAACAAGACUACUCCUGGAGCAUCAGCAGGACCUAACAGCAUUGCCAAUAAGAAGUUCCCACAAGAAGAGGCUAAGAAGAAGGCUGCUACUGCUGCAGCAAAAGCUUCCUCAACAGCUGCUGCAGCAGCAGCAUCUCAAGGACCAAAGGCAUCCUCAAAAACUGCUGCAGCAAAAGCAUCUCAAGGAGCAUCAGCACCCUCACAAGCAGCACCUUCUCAAAGGCCUAAUACAAGGUCAAGGCAGAGUGCAGGAGCUGAGCCAUACCUCUGCAGCCAAGCAUCAACCACAACAACAGCAAAAAAUACUACAACAACAAGGCCAAGCAAGAAAAAAAAUUAA
Messenger RNA from Chenopodium quinoa (quinoa), 660 nucleotides. RefSeq names its product zinc finger CCHC domain-containing protein 10-like. The transcript has 2 exons. Gene Ontology annotation, molecular function: nucleic acid binding; zinc ion binding. The coding region runs from base 1 to 660 and encodes 219 amino acids. The record is from RefSeq and is a predicted model, not a curated record. NCBI's taxonomy places the organism in Eukaryota, Viridiplantae, Streptophyta, Magnoliopsida, Caryophyllales, Amaranthaceae.